UUGUGGGACAACUCUUGUGAGCCUCCUUUCUAAUCAACACGGUCAAGGCGAACAACAGCGUUGCAAAGAAUUGACUCAUUGAAGUCUCCAUCGAACCAAGUUAACAUUUUUGUCCAUUUGGUUUGACCAUGUUUUACGAUCAAAACUCGUACACUAUCUAAAACGCAGUUGUCUCGGACUGUUUGAUUGUUUAUUACCAGUGUUAAAACCGCACUAAAACAGAGUUACGCGUUACGGUGUGGUACGUUCAACGUCAGUAUUAAUUAGUUUGAAAAUCGUUACGGUUCGUUGCCACUACUUUAAUUUAUAAUUUUCAUUGCGUAAGAGUGAGAGACAGAUAUGGAUCGAUUUGAAUCUUUCCAAAAGGCAACGUUCAGUUUAGGUGAUUACUUGAUUUUUAUCGCCGCUUUGCUUUCUUCAAUGGUGAUCGGCAUGUUUUACGCGUGGCGUGGCGUAAGCAAUUCAACGUCCGACAAUCUAAUUGGCAGAAAAACAAUAGGCAUAUUUCCCAUCGCCAUGUCUUUAACAGCAAGCUCAAUAUCGGCUUCAGCUUUGCUUGGCAUACCGACAGAUGUUUACCUAACUGGAUCGAUGUACUGGUGGAUAAUUGUUGCCGCGGGUCUCUCCAUUCCAGUAUCCGUUUAUGUCUACUUGCCAUUUUAUCACCAACUUCAGCUUGACGGCUCGAUCCAUCAAUACCUUGAAAUGCGCUUCAGUUGUUCUAUACGACAGUUAAUUUCUAUACUCUACAUUUUCAAAACGAUUUUUUAUUUGGCAGUCAUGGUGUAUGGACCAUCACUUGCUUUAAAACAAGUGACUGGACUCCAAGAGAAUGUUUCAAUCAGCAUUAUGUUCGCUGUGUGCAUCUUCUAUACCGCUAUUGGCGGUAUCAAAGCUGUAGUAUGGACCGCCACUUUCCAAUUAUGCAUGAUGUACGGAUCAAUAAUUAUUGUGUUGGUGAAAGGAGUCAUGCUCGUCGGUGGUCUAGAAAACGUUUUUUUGCUGAACGCCAACUCGUCCCGCAUUGAAUUCUUUAACUUCGAUUUCGACCCUACCACACGUCACACAGUCUGGUCUUUGUCCAUCGGAGGAUUUUUCUUGUUCACAUCUAUGUACGCUACGGAUCAAGUGUUUGUUCAGCGAUGCUUAGCUUUGCCAACGCUUCAUAAAGCACGAAUAUCGCAGUGCAUCAAUUUCCUUUUACUAGCAGGAAUCAUUUCUCUCUGUUGCUUAACAGGCCUUGUUACAUAUGCAUUUUACUUUGACUGCGCUCCUUUGAAAGCCGAAAUUGUUAAAAAUUCGAACGAGAUCUUCCCUUUGUUUGCUAUCCAAACUAUCAGGAAAUUUCCGGGUUUACCAGGAAUUUUCGCAACAGGAAUUUUCAGUGGGGUUACAAGUAUUCUAUCUAGUAAUUUACAUGCCGUCUCGCUGGUUGUUCUCGAAGACCUAAUUCGACCUUCCUUCCCUACAAUGCGGGAUAGCAAAGCAUCAUUAGUUAACAAAAUGACCGUAAUCAUCUUUGGCUGUGUCACAUUUGGCGUGGCCAUAUAUUUUUCCAAGUUUCAAAUUUCACUGGAUUCUUCUCUGAGUUUUCUUGGCGCUAUGGCAGGAAUAAUUCUAGGGGUUUUUAGUUUAGGUAUGUUUGUCCCAUGGUCUAAUUCGACUGGAGCAGGAUUUGGAGCUAUUAUAUCUUUCGCAAUUAUGAUGUUGCUGGGAAUAAGCACACAAAUUGCCAAAACUAAUAAUCUAAUUACGAAUGAUCAAAUGAAACUACUUAUCACAGAUAACUGCCCGUCGUUCAAUUCAACAGACGUUGUGUCACCUUCCGUUAAUUUUUUUAUCCAAAAAACGGAUGCAUUUGUGCUCUUACGGAUUUCGUAUUUGUGGUACACGGUAUUGAGCGUGGUGAUCGUCUUAAUCAUUGGUACCAUUGGAAGCAUUUUGUCUGAGCCGCAAGAUCCUGCAAAACUAAAUCCCAAGUUACUUUACCGAGUAAAUCAUAACCGUCUAUUAAAUAAAGCGGCACUCCAACCAAGUGAUGAAACCGCUGGCGCUACGGUUAUUCGUAGGCAACGAAACGGGAUAUUACUGUGGGAAAUUCCUAGGAGAUUAUCACCAAUAAUAGAAGUAAAUUUGCCUGAUACCUAACAUUUACGUCUUCAUUCUAUGAUGUAAGUAACAUUUUACUUCGAAUGCAUCACAAACACUUGCCAUAGCAAUUAGACAUGAUCUAGUUAUCCGUGGUCAUGAUGUACCUGAUAUUUGAAUAUACUGAAAAUGAAUUAU
Molecule: messenger RNA, 2286 nt
Organism: Daphnia pulicaria
Lineage: Eukaryota; Metazoa; Arthropoda; Branchiopoda; Diplostraca; Daphniidae
Product: sodium-coupled monocarboxylate transporter 1-like
Exons: 16
Coding region: 340-2148 (602 amino acids)
Biological process (GO): sodium ion transport; transmembrane transport
Cellular component (GO): membrane
Molecular function (GO): symporter activity
Source: RefSeq, a predicted model, not a curated record